Hemibagrus wyckioides is the source of this 3735-nucleotide messenger RNA. It is a transcript of the gene ttk, whose product is annotated as ttk protein kinase. Gene Ontology annotation, cellular component: spindle; kinetochore; nucleus. The transcript has 25 exons. Gene Ontology annotation, molecular function: protein serine/threonine kinase activity; protein binding; protein serine/threonine/tyrosine kinase activity. Gene Ontology annotation, biological process: mitotic spindle assembly checkpoint signaling; peptidyl-serine phosphorylation; protein localization to kinetochore. The record is from RefSeq and is a predicted model, not a curated record. The coding region runs from base 139 to 3120 and encodes 993 amino acids. NCBI's taxonomy places the organism in Eukaryota, Metazoa, Chordata, Actinopteri, Siluriformes, Bagridae.
CUGGGCGAGGAGGCGAUUUUGAAUGUUGGACAAAACACUUUCCUGGUGCCUCGUUCACGGAUUACAGGAUAUCACUGCGAUAUUGUGUGUACAGCAUAAACACAGCAUUUGGGAAGCUCUCCCAAUACAAGCGGUGGGAUGGAUGAGGAGGAGAACACUGACCGGAAGCUCCAGAUUGCCAUGCUGUGUCAGAAGCUGGAGAAAAUCAAGAGAUACUACAACGACGAUGACACAGACAACAUCAACCAGAUCAUCAGCUCCAACUCACCAGACACAUGCAGAACCUUUCUGACAAACCUAGAAAAGAAAGGCAAUCCUCAGUCAGAUCCUACUCUCCUCUCCAAAUUAAUGGAUUGCUACACGCGGGUUUUCUCAAGCAUGCCACUAGGAAAACACAGUCGGAAUUUAAGCUAUGCACGGAUGCUGGUCAGAUUUGCAGAGCUUAAAGCUAUCCAAGAUGUCAAUGAUGCACGGGAUAGUUUUGACAUAGCAAGAUCCCAUUGCAAAGAUUUUGCCUUUGUCCAUGUAGCGUGUGCUCAGUUUGAACUUUUACAAGGAGAUGCAAAGAAAUGUGCCUCAAUUCUUCAGCAGGCUAUUGAAAUGGGGGCUAAGCCAUGGGAAAGUUUGGAAACUGCAGUGCAGAAUUUAAAACUGGGUAAAAGUCAACUUCUUUCCCAAGAGGAUAAAGAGAAUAUUGCAGUGACUGAAAAUCUACAAGAACCCAUAAAGAAAACCUUAAUGUGUAAAGGUGACUCCAGGAAGUCUGAUGGAUCAGGUGACAUUCAUCUGGCCAGUGGUUUUUCUUUGGGAUCUGAUCAGAGGAACAGCCCAAUGGAUGACCAAGUCCCACCCUGGAGGUCUGGCUCACAACGCAAAAGAACAAUUGCCAUGCCUGGGAGGACUCCCAUGGUACCUCUGUCAAUUCCUGAAAAUGAAAACAUUGAUAAUGUUUACAAAUCUGAGGUCCCCAGCUAUAGCAGUAGUUUGUCUAGGGCAUCCUAUCGUUCAAGUGCAUCCAUACUGUCCUCAUCGAAGAAGAGUUCUGGAGAUGGAGACUCUUAUAACUACAGCAUGUUAAAUCUGAAGCCACUUAUUAGUCCAGAGCAACAUGCUGGGGAGGACAUUGGUGAUGUUGACUCUACCACAGCACUUCUGCACAGACCAGAAAGGAAAGACACCACUGACUUUAUUAGCCAGAUAUUGGUUUCAAACUCUCCCGAGUCCUGCUAUACGUACCUCAGAGACCUGGAGACCACCAAUGACCCUCGCACAGAUGGUGCUUUUCUCUCCAGGCUGUUGGGUUAUUACUCUAAAGCGUUCAUCAAGUUUCCCCUGGCACAGUAUAGCAAACUUGAAAGCUAUGCACGGAUGAUGGUCAGAUACGCUGAGUUAAAGGGAAUUGAAGAUCCUGAUGAAGCAGAAGAUAAUUUCAUCAUUGCCAGAGCCAACAGCAAAGCCUUUGCUUUUGUUCAUAUCGCCCAUGCUCAGUUUGAGCUCUCACAAGGUAAUGGUAAGAAAAGUGCUUCCAUUCUGCAGAAAGCUCUGACAUCAAAUGCAAAACCAGUUGAACUUCUCCAGAUGGCAAUGAAGAAUUUAAAGUCUGGAAAAACUCAGCUUCUCCCUGCUGAAACUAAAGAGAAUGGUGCAGAUUCAGCGGUUGCUUUCAGUGAUGGUGGAAAUAAGGAGGAGGAGGAUCCACUGAAAAUUUCCACGAAAAAAGCACAGCCUAAACCAUACACUAUGGAGAGUUUAUCUGAAUGGAAGAUUCCUGCAAAUGUCAACAGACAGGCUUCUCCAGAGGAACAUAAGCGUGCUGCAGAUCUCAUCCCUACAACACGUCCUCUCCAGACGCUUAGAACUCCGUCUGCCUCGGCUCUCUCAGUUCCUUCCAGGAUACACCAAGUCAGUUGCUGCCAGACACCCAACCACAAAGAGUCUCAUGCAAACAGUUUUGUUACGCCUAUAGUGAAACAGAGGCCAGCUCUUGCGUCUGUUCCAUCUCAGAGGUUCGGUCAUGCUCAGUUACCCUGCACCCCACAGAGUCAGAUAUCAUUUGUCCAGCAGACACAACAGGGUCCCAUCAGUACUCUCUCUAAUGAAUCCAUCACCAUUAAAGGCAGACAGUUCUUCAUUUUAAAGAUGAUAGGCAGGGGUGGUUCCAGUAAGGUGUACCAGGUUCUGGAUGAAAAGAAACAUCUGUAUGCUGUAAAAUACGUGAACCUUGAGGAAGCAGAUGCCCAGACAGUAAUAAGUUACAAGAAUGAGAUUGAGCACCUGAACCACCUUCAGCAGUACAGUGACCAGAUUAUCAAACUGUAUGACUAUGAGAUCACAGACAGCUACAUCUAUAUGUUGAUGGAGUGUGGUAACCUUGACCUCAACACAUGGCUUCGUAACCGCAAGACUGUCAACUCACUGGAAAGGAAGUUCUAUUGGAGGAACAUGCUAGAGGCAGUGCAGACUAUCCACAAGCAUGGAAUUGUCCACAGUGACCUAAAGCCAGCUAAUUUUGUCAUUGUCAAUGCCUCACUGAAGCUCAUUGAUUUUGGCAUAGCAAACCACAUUCAGCCAGACAUGACGAGUGUUAUGAAGGACUCGCAGGUGGGGACACUAAACUACAUGCCACCAGAGGCUAUUAAAGACACAUCAUCUAAAGGUGGAAAACCAAGGUCAAAGAUUAGUCCAAAGGGAGAUGUCUGGUCACUUGGAUGUAUACUUUAUUGUAUGACCUAUGGAAAAACCCCUUUCCAAAACAUCACCAACCAAAUUGCCAAGAUGCAUGCUAUUAUUGAUCCAUCAUAUGAUAUUGACUUUCCAGACAUUCCUGAGAUGGAUCUAGUAGAUGUACUGAAGCGAUGCCUGGUGCGCAAUCCCAAAGAGCGAAUCUCGAUUGUGGAACUUCUCGAUCAUGCAUACUUACAGCUGCAGCCUCAGAAACCACCUGAGCGAGUGGAACCAUGCAACAAUGACCUGAAGAGAAUUCUGAAUGAGUUGGCUGCUUUACAGUCCCCAAACAGCAUUGCAAGAGCUGCUAGUAACCUAGCAAAAAUGUGCAACAGUGGGAAGAAGCUGGAUGUUUCUGAGUGUGUCAGGAGCUCCAGUCAGUCUUCAUGGAAGUGAAUAUGCUGAUGUAGCCGCACGAAUAGUUCAGAAUAAUCAUUUGACAGCACAACACACUUGGAUAUCUUGAAAAUGAAUAUUUCACUUCAGAUUCAGGUCAUCUGUUGACCUGAGGAAAAAGACUUGAUUGACUUGUAUUAUAUGUUCUUGAAAAACCUUAGUUUUUCCAAGUUUCUCUCCUUUUAACAGAUUGAAUUAUCUUAAAUUCAACCCCCCUUUUAAAUUUGCCACUGAUCUGUCCCCUGACCUGUCUGUAUGUUUAAAGUUCUUACAAAUAAAUUUACCAUUAUGACAUAGUAAACUAUAAGGAAUGUUUUUGUAGUACUGUACAUUACUGUAUAAAAUAAGUUUUGAUAUUUAUUCAGAAUGUUUGAGGUGAUAUUUGUAUAUAAUUUUACUUUAAAGAAAAAAGUAAACAAGUGAAAUGAGAGCACUAGAUCCAUAGAAUAGCCAGUGAAGAGUGUCUGUAUGUAACAAAAGAGGUUUCACAAGUUGUGGCUUUGGUCAAUAGUGUAUUAACUUCUUGUAAGUCAUCUUAAUAGUAGUUGAAGUCAAAUAGUCAGGAUCCUAAUAAAAAUUUCACCUCUCCUAACUGUUAGGGGCAGUAAAGAGCAA